Molecule: messenger RNA, 2036 nt
Organism: Caenorhabditis auriculariae
Lineage: Eukaryota; Metazoa; Nematoda; Chromadorea; Rhabditida; Rhabditidae
Source: the annotation of a GenBank genome assembly
AUGUUCGAAGAAGCAUUAGUACACCUGAGAACGCGACUAACUAGACGCUGUGCAAUGGUGGCGUUCGUAGAAAUCGACUCCUCAGACUCCACUAAUGGUAACUUCUUUCUUUCCUACAGUUCAUUCACCACUGCCUGGAACUGUCUGAUUUCUCUACGCUCUCCCUUUUCCUAUACUCUCUAUUUUCUGUUUUAACUAUCUUGCCAGUGAGAGUAAAGAGAGCGCAGAGAGGUCAGACGGUUCGAUUCUAUAUGGUUAUUUUCUUUUGUGGCCGGUUGAACUUUUGAUGAAAACUUACUGAAAUGUACUAUAAGACCUCCUCUUACCAGAACACGGAGACGAAGGAAAAUCUUUUUCGAUGAACUUGUUAAACCGACUUGAAAUAAGAAACUAUGCUAUUUUGGAAAGAAAGUUUUGGUCCAUUUCCCAAUGUCGAUAGAUUCCUCCUAGGGAAUUUUUGGCAAAAACGAAUUUCUUCAAAAAGUUUCGAACCCCGGGCCAUAGACACCGCGGUGCAAGGACGCUAACCACUACACCACGCUGCCAACUGGAGUAGAUGGCUCGUACGCCGGCCACAUUCCCUCUUGCCUUGCAGAACUUACUCAGCGUGCAAACUUUGAAGCUUCACCACUUGAAAACGAGAUCUAUUGGGAGAAAUUUAAAUCGUGUUCUGGAAAGAGGAGGUCUUAAAGUAACAUUUCAGCAAAGUUUCAUCGAAAGUUCAACCGGUCACCAAACAUUUCCCUUGUUAGCAAAAAAAAACCUACUAUUAUUUUUUUGUCCUACUAUUAUUUUUUUUCUUGUGUAUUGUGAAACUAGUUCAGUUAUCGGAUUUCUCAGAGCCUUUUUUUCAUUAUAAAUCCCCCUGAAAUGCCGCAAAUAACUUUAUUCAAAAGCCCUGAAGGGAGAAUUCAUUCCCCGCAUUAGUGACAAUUCAUAGAUGCAACUGGAAAAUACUUUUUCGGAUCAAGCUUGUGUACCAAGACUUGGAAUUGCACCAAACGACAUUCCGCUGUGCCGCUGCGCGCCUUUGCGAACCUGGGUCGCGCUUUUAAUUUUUUUCUUUUAUCAAGGUACUCUACUUUCAUGUGCUCCGACAGCAGUAAAAAUCAAUUGAAAGCGUGACCUGGAUUCGAAAGGCUUCGCAAACGCACGCAGCGGAACAGCGGAAUGUCGUUCCGUGAAAGUUCAAGUCGUGGCACACAGACUAUUAUGGAACAAACUACAGACACUAAAGAUCGUUUCCAACCGGGCAACCCACUCUUUGAUCAAUAUUUUAUGAAUUUUAGUAUUUUUUUUCUCAACAGAUCCUUCUUCGGAUGACUUGAAACUCGGACAGCGCGAAAAGGCCGGCAUGGGUCCCGUGUCCGUCGGGGGCUUCUGUCCCACUUGCGUUAGUUUGCCCAUUUCGUGACAUUUCACUCAAGAGGGAUCUUUCAGCAGCAAGGCACUCUUUGCAGCGAGCGCGACCAGACCUGCUUCUUAAUCGUCAUUCUUCUUUCGGUUCUACUCUUCCCCUAUGGAUUAUUUUCGCUCAUGUGCAUCCGCAAGAAGUUGGUUUGCAACUCUUGCCGCGCCACUUUCGACCAACCGAAAUGAAGCGGAUUCUUCUUUUUUGUGUUUUUUUUUGUUCCAGAUGCGUUCUUAGUUUCCAGUUCCUAAUUUUGUUAUCGGCUGUAGAGGUGCUCAGGUGAGCUCUGGGAAGGUGAUCAGCAGAAAGUUGAAGGUGAAUAGAAACUAGAAGGCCUUGGGAAGGUGUUCAGAAGGUAGUUGGAUGGUGAAAACUCGAAAAUGUCUGUUAGAAGCUUUUCAACAGGCUUCUGAAAGGCGAGUGGAAAGUAGUGGGAAGCGUUUACUGGAAAGGCGGGACGCGUAGCGUGUGCGUUCGCGGUUCUUGGCACCAAUUCGAUUUAACCGCCCGACUGGAGCUGGAGCAGGAGCUGGUGCUGGCUCAUUGUACACAGGAGCUGGAACUGGAGCUGGAACGGGAGCUGGAGCAGGUCCAGGCUCAUUGUACCCAGAGUCUUGGUGCUUGA